GAGAAACCGACCGUUCCACUGUGUAAGAAUCUACGAAGGGCAGACCUCACGCAAGUUGUUGACUUGGACUGCAACAGAAUUCUCGAGCCGAGACCACAAUCUGCCGACAAUGAUUUGCCGAGCGUGCCUGCGCGCGAGAGGCCCUUUCAGGCCCCAUGGCCAUCCUGUCCAAAGACUUUUUCAAGUGUCCCAGAGACGAUUGAGUUGCGUAGCCGGCCCAAGACUGCAGUCUACAAUGUCACAAAUACUACACUUUCGCAAUCCACCCCCCAACCUUCCCGCAGCAGCCCGCAGCAGGCUCUUUUCCACAUCGGCACCCGCGUCGUCGGUCGCCGCGCAACCGCAAGAAUCAACCCAUCCCACCGCCGGCGCACCCGAAAAGCCAGCCUACCUUUCAGAAGGCGAAUCGCAGGUCUGGGACAGGCUGGUAGCCGAGUUCGCGCCUACAGAGCUGGUGGUGCAGGAUAUUUCAGGAGGCUGUGGGUCUAUGUACGGCAUCGAAGUCAGCUCCGAGAAGUUUCGCGGCCUGAACAUGCUCAAGCAGCAGCGUCUCGUCAAUGCCGCGCUCGGGGACCUCAUGAAGGAGUGGCACGGUGUGCAGCUGAAGACGAGGGUGCCAUAGAUUGGAAAUUCGGCUUAGGGGUCUCCGGUUCCAUGUGGCAUUGGGAAGGCGUUUGGCGUCGGUAGAGCGGAGGGGAUGUUGUUGCUCAUAUGGGCAACGUCUUGCAAGGCGAAGGACAUACUCCUCGGCAACCUGUCGUGCGUCAGCCUCAACUACACCGUACCCUACUUUGCGACAGGAACCGUUGAGCGCUCUAUGGAAACCGGCCGCCAUGUUUGUCGCCCGGUGCAACGUGUCUUACACUCAAGGGGCCGGACACCCAACCCAGCUCAGUUCCCGUUGGCCAAUUCGUACCUGCAACAGCCCGUUCUGACUUCAGCG
Messenger RNA from Parathielavia appendiculata, 943 nucleotides. Its product is annotated as bola-like protein. The record is from RefSeq and is a predicted model, not a curated record. Gene Ontology annotation, cellular component: mitochondrial matrix. Bases 236 to 622 code for a protein of 128 amino acids. Lineage: Eukaryota; Fungi; Ascomycota; Sordariomycetes; Sordariales; Chaetomiaceae. The transcript has a single exon.